CGAUACUAGGACCUGAUCAAUUUGUUCUUCCUUGUUCCAAGUCACUCUCAACAAUUUCUCGAAAAUGGCGAGCCUGGAGCGCGUGGCGAGCCACCGGGCUGCCUCUUGCUCACAAAUCAUUAGCCCAGUUCGUUUUGGACGCUGGCAGAGCGUAGUGCACGUCUCGCGGUUGGACCGGCGUGUGGCCCUGCCCUCUCGCGUGCUAGUCUCCGCAGCAGCUGCUGAUGUACCCCAGCAAGGAGCACCCAUUACUUCUUCUACCCCUUAUGUUCCUACUGCACAUCAAUCGAUUGACGAGGACAACGUGUUGACUUCGUUCAUUGCCGAGACGCUCUUGCCCACUCGCCACGGGAAAUUUCGGCUCCGUGGCUACAAGCAUUCGACGGAUGGCGGGGCGACCUUCACCGAGCCUACCGCGAUUGUGUCCGGCAAGGUUGAGGGGCAGGAAGACGUGGCGGUGCGCGUGCAUGACGCCUGCUUCACGUCAGAGGUGCUGGGCUCGCUCAAGUGCGACUGCGCGGAGCAACUGGAGCUGGCGCUGCGCAUGAUCCAGGGCGCGCCGCCCGGCAUUGUGAUUUACCUGCAGCAGGAGGGCCGCGGCAUCGGCCUGGCCAACAAGAUCGCCGCUUACUCCUUGCAGGAGCAAGGCCUGGAUACGGUGGACGCCAACCGGGCGCUGGGGCUGCCGGACGACUGCCGCGAGUACACCUCGGUGCGCAACAUGCUUCAGGACAUGGGCGUCAAGAGCAUCCGGCUCAUCACCAACAACCCGCGCAAGAUCAACACGCUCACCAAGCUGGGCAUCCAGGUCAACGGCCGCAUCCCCUGCCUGGUGGCGGCGGGUGCGUACAACCAGGGCUACCUCGAGGCCAAGCGCGACCGCAUGGCUCACAUGCUGCCCGAGGAGGAGGCGCUGGGCAGCUCGCUGGGCGGACCCGAGCCGGCGGCGGCGGCGGCGCAGCGCCCCAACGGCGCGGGUGUGGAGGCGGGUGAGCUCAACGGCGACUUCUGCUUCUGGGACCACAGCGGCGAGCCCACGCAGGAACGGGACAUGACGGGGCAGGUGGCGCGUGACGGGAGUGGAUCGCGGGGCGGGCGGCGCAGUACCGGCGGUAGCACAAGCGGCACAAGUACCGGAGGUAGCAGCAGCACGGGCGCCACGCCCACAUUGCAGGGGCCUCCUGCGGCGCGGCGGGCGCAGGUGCCGCGGCAGCGCCCGCGGGAGGCCGUGGCAGUGCGUUCGAUGGCCGAUGACUCUAGCGGCGCAGGCAGCAGCAGCGGCGAGGCACCUAUCUUUAAGGCUGUCGCUACGGUGUACGCCAAGGGUGGUAUGGACCUGCCGCAGGGGCUAGCACAUGGCGACAACGGGCGUGUGGUGCCGGUGGCGGCAGCGCCCGCGGGCAGCAGCAGCGGCAGCGAUGCGGGCUCGUCGUGAGCGAAACAAAGCUCGUUAUACUUUACUAAAGGAUGGAGCAAUCGCAAGUGAGGGGAAGUAACAUUUUGGUGAAGUGUGUCGCCAAGUGCGCCGUUGGCCUCCAGAGUGGCUACGUGAGCAUAGUGGCGGACGCGUCAUCCAAGGGGCGUGGACGACACAUUCCGUGGCACUGCGUGAGCGAGUGCAACAAUGAGUAUGCGUGUAAUCGCGUGUUUGCUGUGUAUUGAGCGAAAGAAAGGGUAUGCUACGCAUUCAGUAUGACGGCCAGGUUAGCAGCCGGGCUGGGCGGGAGGCCGGGUCUAGGCGGUGCGACGCAUUUGCGCAAGGAGGCACGGUGGGCCGCUAUGAUGCCACUAUCAAGCUGGUCUCGUACAGGCUAGGGUCAGUGGGGCACUGACACAGGCAGUGUUAGGCACAUGCUGUUUGGGUACGGGCGCAAACGGUUCAAACGUGCAGUGGAGGUAGCGAGGUCAGGGCCUUGACGCGCGCGCAUGGAAUGCGCUGUGUUGUAUCGACCAUGCCCGGCAAGGUGCACGCAGGCUGGGACAGGACAGUUGCAGGCAGGUGUACGUGUGAGCAACGUGAACCCAAACUUUUAAUCCCGUGUAUAGCAGCGGAGCUCCUGGGCGCGAGCCCAGGACCCCAGGUUGUGGUACUGCAGUCAGGAAUUGUGUCAUGCGUGUGGGCACGUGAGCUUGGGAGCUGGUGCUCAGGGGCAGGUGCACAUCCCGGAGCAGGUAGCAUUUGGCGAGUAAUAGGUGGGAUGCAUUGCGGUAUAUCGCGCCAAGGCGUGAACUGAGGUAACAAAGGACCGCAUAUCGGGGUAUGUCAAGGAGCGAACCCAGAGCAGAUUGGAGGCGUGGGAAGGCUAACCAUGCGCUCAAGCAGGGUGUCUGGGGUUGCUGCAGCUCUGUACCCGGCCACACUAUCAGUGUGAUAGAGCAUGGGUACCACAGUAACGGAACCGUGCGUGA
This is a messenger RNA of Chlamydomonas reinhardtii, 2409 nucleotides long. RefSeq lists its product as uncharacterized. The record is from RefSeq and is a predicted model, not a curated record. Gene Ontology annotation, biological process: riboflavin biosynthetic process. Gene Ontology annotation, molecular function: 3,4-dihydroxy-2-butanone-4-phosphate synthase activity; GTP cyclohydrolase II activity. The transcript has 10 exons. The coding region runs from base 65 to 1435 and encodes 456 amino acids. Gene Ontology annotation, cellular component: cytosol. Lineage: Eukaryota; Viridiplantae; Chlorophyta; Chlorophyceae; Chlamydomonadales; Chlamydomonadaceae.